Molecule: messenger RNA, 946 nt
Organism: Pristis pectinata (smalltooth sawfish)
Lineage: Eukaryota; Metazoa; Chordata; Chondrichthyes; Rhinopristiformes; Pristidae
Product: allograft inflammatory factor 1-like
Exons: 6
Coding region: 133-564 (143 amino acids)
Biological process (GO): ruffle assembly; actin filament bundle assembly
Cellular component (GO): ruffle membrane; actin filament
Molecular function (GO): actin filament binding; calcium ion binding
Source: RefSeq, a predicted model, not a curated record
AGCAGCAGGAAGUUAAACUAUUUCUGUCCAACUCAGUGUUUCCUGAGAGCCAUUAAAAGUACAGCCACUCUUUGAAGAGAGAGAGAGCCAAGGAGGGAAAGUUAAGGAAGAGACAGAUCGCACAGCUUGUUGAUGGAUCCUCAAGGUGGAAAAGCCUUUGGAAUCCUGAAAGCACAGCAGGAGGACCGGCUAGAUGCAAUCAAUAAGGAGUAUCUGGAGCACCCAAAGUACAACACCGACCCAGAGCUGGAAGAUAAGCUCCAAGCUUUCAAAGAGAAAUACAUGGAGUUUGACCUCAAUGACCAAGGAGAUAUUGAUAUUAUGGGCUUGAAGAGGAUGCUGGAGAAGAUGGGGGCGGCCAAGACUCACCUGGAGUUGAAGAAGAUGAUAAAGGAGGUGGUGGGUGAAAUGGGCGAGACCAUCUCCUACUGUGACUUCGUGAAGAUGAUGCUGGGGAAGCGGUCGGCGAUUGCCAAGAUAAUAAUGAUGUACGAAGAUAAGGCAAAGGAGCCAGAGAAACCCACAGGGAUCCCGGCAAAGAAAACCUUCAGCGAUCUCCCGUGACCCAGUGACCAUCCGCAACCCCACGUCUGCUCCAUUCCCCAAAGCUGCUGGUGUCAAGCUCCGUCGCAUCCUGCUGCCACAGGUUCCCCUGCUGAAACUUCCCUCACUCCCACAUCUCACCCAUCGGUUAUCCAGGAUGUUGGUGGGGAGCUCCACGGAUAAUGCAAAAGCGCGGAUAAUCGGGAAAGAAUCCAGCAGACCCCUUAUUUUGUUGUUCAUUAAAACACUCAGUCAUGUUUGCCUGAUGGAGAGUUACCUUGUAUCAGUUUCUCAAGCAACCCUUGUUUCUCUUCAAAGGUUCCUGUUUGCAGACAAAACUACUGAUUUCUGCCGUGUAAGUGAGCUUCACUGUGCCAGAAAGAUUAAAUCACCUUUUAAUGUG